CACACAGCAUUUCAGGAAGAGAGAGAACUAGAUAGAGAGGAAAUAACCUUCCAGAGACAUGUAACUAAAUUGCUUAACAUGUUAAAUUGUUGUUGUUAACAGGCUACACCCAUACAGACACAUUUGUGCAUAUUUUCAGUCAUGGAGGGUGACGUAGAUGAAGAUGAUGGGACUUUUACUAACAUCUCACUAGCUGAUGAUUCAGCUGACGGUGAGCCGACAGUCCUGCGCUUCAUACCAGAGGACCAGAACAGCACCACCAUGAACUGUGAGAUUGACGAUAUGGAGAAUCAGGUUGAGCAAGAGGAGAAGUCGAGACUCAUAAACCAAGUGUUGGAGCUUCAACACACACUUGAAGAUCUCUCUGCGCGUGUGGACGCAGUAAAAGAGGAGAACCUUAAGCUCAAAUCGGAGAACCAGGUUCUCGGGCAGUACAUAGAGAACCUCAUGUCCGCCUCCAGCGUGUUUCAGACCACCGACACCAAAAGCAAACGAAAAUAAGUGACCAUGUGUAUCACGUCAGCUAAAUCCAUCUCUUCUCUUCCCAACAUUCAAACUACUAGCCUUACAUAAGCCGCUAUUUGUUUUGUAUUUAUUUUGUUGUUAAAUAUACUGAUGCAUCUCUCAGCAUGGGUUGGGUAAUACUUGAAUGGACUGAGCUGCUGCCUCUCCCCGUCAGCUCACUGUGUUACAAGAUAUAAAAGGAUGCAUGAUGCAUUUUGUGAUCAGAUAAGUACAGAGCUGGUGUAAUACCACCUCUUCUGUAUAAUUCACUUAGCAGGUCCAUAACCAAUCUCAGACCCUCUCAUUGACUUCACCUUUUUAAGUACUAGAAAGUACCAAAGUCUGUUUUUUUUUUUUUUUUUUGGCUUUU
Megalobrama amblycephala (Wuchang bream) is the source of this 874-nucleotide messenger RNA. RefSeq names its product short coiled-coil protein a (gene scoca). The record is from RefSeq and is a predicted model, not a curated record. Lineage: Eukaryota; Metazoa; Chordata; Actinopteri; Cypriniformes; Xenocyprididae. The transcript has 4 exons. Gene Ontology annotation, cellular component: trans-Golgi network. Bases 142 to 501 code for a protein of 119 amino acids.